Messenger RNA from Eriocheir sinensis (Chinese mitten crab), 2439 nucleotides. RefSeq lists its product as uncharacterized. Lineage: Eukaryota; Metazoa; Arthropoda; Malacostraca; Decapoda; Varunidae. The record is from RefSeq and is a predicted model, not a curated record. The transcript has 3 exons. The coding region runs from base 137 to 2218 and encodes 693 amino acids.
ACUGUAGAAUAUGUUCAGACAUUGAGAGAGACCAUUCUUGCUUCUGCUGAGGCAGAGACGCCUUCUCCUCCUUCCUUUGAGGAAAUUAAAGAUUCAAGAAAAAAGUUGAAAGAAGUAGUGAAAGACUUCAUCCCAGAUGGUGAGUCGCGGGCAGCUGGUGGCGGCCUUGGCGGCAGUGGUGGUGGCGGUGGGGCCGGGGGCUGGUGCCUCCUUCCUCAUGGGGGGCAGAGGGAGGCACCGGCCACCUAAAUGCCCUACCAAGUAUGUCACCAUGUAUGAAACGGAGGUGAUAGAGCAACCCGUCUACCACACUGUUGAGCAGACGCGAGAAGUGCCCACGACCGUCUACAGAACCGUGCAGCAGACCGUGAAUAAGGUGGUGGAGAAGACCCGCGUCCUGCCCAAGUACAUUACCUCCACCGACUACCGCACCCGCUACACCACCCGCACCUCCUACUCCACUAGCGUGCGCGUCCAGUACUCACCUACCUACAUUACCUCCACCACCUACGUGCCCUCCUACGUCACCACCACGGAGAUCUCUUAUGUGUACCGGACACAGACGGAGACCAAGACGAGGACCUCCACUACUGUGCACCCCACCUACAUCACCACCACCCAGGUCACCACGCGCUACCAGACGCAAGUCACCACACAGUACCAGCAGCAGUACUUGACGGUCACCAGCACGCAGCAGUCCUACCACACAGCCUGCCCCGAGCAAGGCUAUGGUGCGCCUCCCCAGAUUGACCCAUCACCCGUUUACGGUACACCUCCGCUACCACAGCAAUCCUACGGCGCCCCUAAGCCUCCACGGCAAUCCUACGGUUCACCAGCGCCUCCACAGCAAUCUUACGGUUCACCAGCGCCUCCACAGCAAUCUUACGGUUCACCAGCGCCUCCACAGCAAUCUUACGGUUCACCAGGGCCUCUACAGCAAUCAUACGGGACACCGGAUCUUCCUCAGCAAUCCUAUGGUGCACCAGAUCCUCCACAGCAAUCCUAUGGUGCACCAGAUCCUCCACAGCAAUCCUACGGUGUGCCAGAACCUCCACAGCAAUCCUAUGGUUCUCCAAAUCGCCCACAGCAAUCCUACGGUCCUCCAGCACCACCACAACAAUCGUACGGUCCUCCAGCACCACCACAGCAAUCCUACGGUCCCCCAGAACCUCCACAGCAAUCCUACAGACCCCCAGAGCCACCACAGCAAUCCUAUAGACCUCCAGAACCCCUUCAGCAAACCUAUAGUCCUCCAGAGCCACCACAGCAAUCCUACAGACCUCCAGAGCCCCCACAGCAAUCCUAUGGUCCCCCAGAACCCCCUCAGCAAACCUAUGGUCCUCCAGAUUCCCCACGGCAAUCCUACAGACCUCCAGAGCCCCCACAGCAAUCCUACAGACCCCCAGAGCCUCCACGGCAAUCCUAUGGUCCUCCAGAUCCUCCACAACAAUCCUAUGGACCCCCGGAACCCCCUCAGCAAACCUAUGGUCCUCCAGAUUCCUCACGGCAAUCCUACAGACCUCCAGAGCCCCCACAGCAAUCCUACAGACCCCCAGAGCCUCCACGGCAAUCCUAUGGUCCUCCAGAUCCUCCACAACAAUCCUAUGGACCCCCGGAUCCUCCACAGCAAUCCUAUGGACCCCCAGAUCCUCCACAGCAAUCCUAUGGUCCUCCAGAUCCUCCACAGCAAUCUUACGGACCCCCAGAUCCUCCACAGCAAUCCUAUGGUCCUCCAGAUCCUCCACAGCAAUCCUACGGACCCCCAGAUCCCCCACAGCAAUCCUACGGACCCUCAAAUCCUCCACAGCAAUCCUACGGUGCCCCAGUUCCUCCACAGCAAUCCUCCGGACCCCCAGAUCCCCCACAGCAGUCCUACGGUACCCCAGAUCCUCCACAGCAAUCUUAUGGUCCUCCAGAACCCUCACAGCAAUCCUACGGCGUCCCAAAGCCCCCACAGCAAUCCUACAGCGUCCCUGAGCCUCCGCAGCAAUCGUACCUGCCACCUCCCCCGGUCUCUGCGCCCUCGUACCGGGCCCCUGGAGGUGGAUCGCUGGGCCCCGAGUCCUUCGGAACCUUCGUACCAGAGUACAGCGGCGGCUCCUUCGCUGUGUACAACAGUCUCCGGAAAAAGAAGAGAGAGUUGGCGGCGGAGGAGGUGAAGGAGGUGGCGGCAAAAGUGGAGUUUGAAGGAAAGGAUGAGAAGGAAGGGACGGAGUAAGCAAAGACAAGGAAGACAAAAGAAACCCCACAUGGGAUCUUCAGUGAGGGUUCGCGUGAGGUACAAGGAGGAAGGGAAGAAAGGGUGGAUGGUGGUGAUGUUUGAAGUGUUACUGUUUUGCUCUACUGUACCGUCCGUCGUUGCCUUCCCUGUAUUAAGCAUUUUCAUCCUCCAGAUAUUGUAAAUACUUAACUUAAAUACAUUUUUUUGUUUUUUUCUGA